AUAAGAGCUAGUGUCUCUGCAACAGCAGGCCCAAAAAGCAUCCUUUACUUUCCUUCACUCCCACCCAUUUUGUACCAUAAAAACAAAAGACAAACAUUUUUGUUCAGUAUCCUAGACUGAUAACCGAUCAUCAGUGAUCACUACUAUGUCCCAUCCCAUCUUCUUUCUCACUUUACCUCUUUUUAUAUUCCAAAUGUUCAUGUUUAUGUCACACCCUCCCCCACAUUCAAAUUCCUUUACCCUCUUAUAAAACCACAAUCUUACAUUUUUAUUCCAUUCCAACAUUCCUCACAAACAUGGCAACAACAAACAUUGUCCAAGAAAAACAUAACCAACAUGAAAAGUCACAAUCACAACAAGAGGAAGAUGAAACAUUGUCUCUUUGUGAUCUUCCAUUAUCUCUGAACAACACAUGUAAAGAACAACACUCUCAGAUCAAUGAAACAACACAAGAAGAAUUCAAUUUCCGUUCUUGGGUUGGUCUCUUUUCAACCGAACCAGAAAUGUGUGUAGCAGAUGAAAUUUUCUUCCAAGGACAAAUCCUCCCUUUAUCGCGUCUCUCGUUUAGCUCAGAAGCUGGCUUUUCAUCCAAUGAUCACGGUAAGCAAUUCAAAUCAAAGCAAGAAUCUUUGAGUUUUACCAACGGUUGUUUCAACGAGUUUCGUAGCAAUAGUAGUACAAGUCAAAACUCAACCACAUCAACUAGCACUAACUCAACAACAACAACAACAACAACAACAAAUCCAAUAGUUUCAAUUUCAAAAAUUUCAAAAACUUCAAAAACCAAAGUUAGAAACCAGUUUCAUACACAUCCAAGUCCAAAGCCACAGCUAAAAUCAUCAUGUCCAAGAAAGUCUAUAACUCAAAGUAGAAAAUCAUCAGUUUGGGAAAUUUUCCGUUUAGGUGUGGUCCCUACACCAGAAAUAGGACUGCAAGACCUAAAGGUUCGUAGCAGUAAUCAUAGAAACUGUGUAAGUCGGAACAGUAGUAGCAGUAGCAACAGCAAUAGUACUAAAAGUGUGAAAAUGAGUGAGAAGAAGAACGAUAACGGUGGAAAGAGCAAUGAUGUUUUGAAACGCUUAGUUGGUAAACGAGGUGGUUUGUUGAGUGGUUGUGAUUGUUCUUUUGAAACGGUGGUGAUCAAUGGUAGUGGUGUUAAAAGUGGUUACAAGACAGAAAGUACUACGAAGCACGCUGUUAAAGAAAAAGUGAUGGAGUGGAAGAAACAAAAGCAAAGGCAAAAGCAAGGUAAAAAGGUUAUGUCACGUCGUAGAACGUUUGAGUGGCUUAGAGAAUUGCAUGCAAAUCAUCUUGAUGAAGAGGCUUUGUUGGCAAACUCGUCAUGAAUCAUAUGAAUGUCGUGUUGGUGUAAUCUAAAUAGUCUGAUCUCAAUUGACGGUACCUUGUAAUCUAAAUUGUCUGAUCUUAACUGGCGGAUCUUGAGUCGCCAGUAACACUAUUACAAUGACACUGACGCGUCAAACUUAUUAUGAAUUCAAAUAUGCAUGAUAUGAAUUAUGAAAUCAAAUUUUAUGUAGCAUGAUUAUAGUUUAAUUUAGAUUUUUAGAUUAGAUUGCCUUUUGGGUUGUUACUUUUAGUUUACCUUUAAUUUGAAUUUGAUUAUAAUAUUGUAGUAGUGCAGGCUAAGCAAUGAAAAUUUGUU
This is a messenger RNA of Vicia villosa (hairy vetch), 1663 nucleotides long. RefSeq lists its product as uncharacterized. Bases 297 to 1346 code for a protein of 349 amino acids. The transcript has a single exon. The record is from RefSeq and is a predicted model, not a curated record. Lineage: Eukaryota; Viridiplantae; Streptophyta; Magnoliopsida; Fabales; Fabaceae.